This is a messenger RNA of Orbilia oligospora ATCC 24927, 303 nucleotides long. RefSeq lists its product as uncharacterized. Lineage: Eukaryota; Fungi; Ascomycota; Orbiliomycetes; Orbiliales; Orbiliaceae. The record is from RefSeq and is a predicted model, not a curated record. The coding region runs from base 1 to 303 and encodes 100 amino acids. The transcript has 2 exons.
AUGUUGUUCUUCAUCCUCACAGCCCUGCUCUCUUCUCUCGCCAUUGCUGCCCCAGUCAGUGAUGAAAUAAUCACCAUUCAAGAAAACGCCUGGGGAUACGGUGCCGGUGGAGGUAUCGUUGGUCUCAUUAUCUUCAUUUUAGACGUCUUGGUCUUCAUUGAACUAUUCAAAUCUUCCCGCCCGGCAUCGCAUAAGAUUCUUUGGGGACUGUUUGUCUUCUUCUUCCCGAUAUUGGGACUCAUCAUCUACUAUUUGUUCUCGAACCGUCAGAACUAUACGCAUAACUAUGAGGCUUUGCCGUAA